Saccharomycopsis crataegensis is the source of this 399-nucleotide messenger RNA. RefSeq lists its product as uncharacterized. Bases 1 to 399 code for a protein of 132 amino acids. NCBI's taxonomy places the organism in Eukaryota, Fungi, Ascomycota, Saccharomycetes, Ascoideales, Saccharomycopsidaceae. The transcript has a single exon. The record is from RefSeq and is a predicted model, not a curated record.
AUGUCUCAAGAAGAUCCAAAAUUCCAGAAUGACCCCAACUUUGACAACUCAGUACAGGUCCAUUUCCCCAACGGUAAAAGUGUUCCAUUGAGCAAAAUCAACAAGCCUCAUGCCAGAAUCCCUGGCCACACCGUACCAGGAAAGAAUGACGAUCCACAAGAGUUUUUCGAGAAACAAAAUGAUGCUCAUCACCACCAACAAGACCAAGCAGUACAAAAAGAUCCAUUCGAAGGACUAGGCCCAGAUGAUAUUAAGGUGGUUUUCCCAAAUGGAAAAUCCGUGCCAUUAUCGAAAAUCAAUAAACCGCAUGCGGUGAUUCAUCCUCAUUCCCGAAGAAGCAAUAAUGAUAAUUCAGGAGGAUUACUUCAAACAGGCAAUCACCGACCAAAAAAUCCAUAA